AUGCCGCAUCGCACGUCCUUUCCCAACGACGUGACGGUCUCUGGGAGCACCGUCUCGAUGUCUACCCUCGCGCAUUUCCUGAGACCUACUUUCUCAGCUCGUAGAGCAUAUUCGGUUUUCUCCAAACCAGGUGGCGGUCGAUACUUUAACUCAGCCAAACCACCGAAGGUUACACCAUCAACGACCAAGGGCAAAGUUGACUCGUCCUCUCCGAGUGGCGAGGCGUCUGUGUCUAGUGCUUCCAAGGACCAGUCUUCACCUCAGUCAAAUACGUCUUUGACGUCCGAGGGAACCCCUUUGGUUGAGGAUGCCGUGUCGAGUCCAACGCCCUCAUCCCUCAACCACCCAUCCAUCAAUCCACAUGAUCUCAAACUUCACCAGUUCUUCUCUUUGCACCGACCUCUUCUCCUGAUCUCCCAGCCACCAUCUUCAAUUUUUGAAUCAUCUCCGAUGCCCUUCGCCAUUCCAUGCAAGCGCCCGCAGGAGGUGUCAAGCCUGGAUAUUUUCACCGAACCGCCUGAGGCAUCCCCGGAAGAGGAUGCGGACGCUGCGCGCCAGUUGUCGAGGGCACUUGUGAUGAACAGAGUGACGCCAUCGGUGUCUUGGGAGGACGCGCUGCAGCGACUCGGGCUGAAUGUGAGGGAGGGUAGAGCGGAGGAGGUCAAGAUGGCACAGGCCGAGUUCGAUGUAUGGAUGGAUAGUACGAAGAGGAAGCGCCGAAAGAAGAUGAAGAAGCAUAAGCUGAAAAAGCGCAGACGACUCAAUCGCUCACAGAUUCGGAAGAUGGCGCGGUGA
This is a messenger RNA of Sparassis crispa, 795 nucleotides long. RefSeq lists its product as hypothetical. The transcript is spliced from 3 exons. The record is from RefSeq and is a predicted model, not a curated record. Gene Ontology annotation, cellular component: mitochondrion. The coding region runs from base 1 to 795 and encodes 264 amino acids. NCBI's taxonomy places the organism in Eukaryota, Fungi, Basidiomycota, Agaricomycetes, Polyporales, Sparassidaceae. Gene Ontology annotation, biological process: mRNA processing.